AUGCAGCGGGCCGCGCUCUUCCGCGGCGGCGAUGCGCAGAUGGCCUCCGGGGACCUGGGCGAGCUGCUCGUCCCCUACAUGCCCACGAUCCGGGUGCCCAAGUCAGGGGACCGGGUCUUCAAGACGGAAUGUGCCUUCUCCUACGACUCGCCCGACUCAGAAGGAGGUCUCUACGUGUGCAUGAACACCUUUCUGGGAUUUGGAAGGGAGCACAUCGAGCGGCAUUACCGGAAAACGGGACAGUGUGUCUACCUGCACCUGAAACGGCACCUGAGACAGAAGGUACCAGGAGCAUCUGGUGGAGCUUUACCAAAAAGGAGGAAUGCUAAGCUAUUUUUAGAUCUGGAGAUAAGCAGUGAUCUCAACAGUGAUGACUUUGAAUAUGAGGAUGAAGCAAAACUUGUUAUCUUUCCUGAUCACUAUGAAAUCGCAUUACCCAACAUAGAAGAGCUACCAGCACUGGUGACGAUAGCUUGUGAUGCACUGCUCAGUGCAAAAUCACCCUACAGGAAGCAGGAACCUGACUCCUGGGAAGAAGAGCUGCAGGCAUCUAAACAUGCUAAAACACUUGUACAGUUAGACAAUGGUGUUAGAAUUCCCCCCAGUGGUUGGAAGUGCUCCAGGUGUGACCUGCGGGAGAACCUGUGGCUGAACCUGAGCGACGGCUCCGUGCUCUGCGGGAAGUGGUUCUUCGAUGGCAGCGGGGGCAACGGGCACGCCGUGGAGCACUACAGGGACACAGGCUAUCCCCUGGCAGUGAAGCUGGGAACCAUCACUCCUGAUGGAGCAGAUGUCUAUUCCUUUGAUGAAGAGGAGCCGGUUUUAGAUCCACAUAUAGCAAAACACUUGGCACACUUUGGAAUUGAUAUGCUGCAGAUGCAAGUGACAGACAACGGGCUAAGAGAUAAUGACAUAAAGCCAAGAGUCUCAGAAUGGGAAGUGAUUCAGGAAGCUGGUGUGAAACUCAAGCCCAUGUAUGGCCCAGGAUACACUGGCAUGAAGAACCUGGGGAAUAGCUGCUACCUCAAUGCUGUCAUGCAAGCCAUUUUCAGCAUCCCAGAGUUCCAGCGAGCGUAUGUGGGAAACCUUCCACGAAUAUUUGACUACUCCCCUCUUGAUCCAACACAAGAUUUCAAUACUCAGAUGGCUAAACUGGGACACGGCCUCCUUUCAGGCCAAUACUCUAAGCCACCCAUGAAAUCUGAGCUCAUUGAGCAGGUGAUGAAAGAAGAACACAAGCCUCAACACAAUGGAAUAUCUCCUCGAAUGUUCAAGGCUUUUAUAAGUAAAGGCCACCCAGAAUUUUCCUCUAAUAGACAACAAGAUGCACAGGAAUUUUUCCUACAUCUGAUAAAUCUAGUAGAGAGGAACCCCGUGGGCUCGGAGAACCCCAGCGAUGUUUUCCGGUUCCUGGUGGAGGAGCGCACGCAGUGCUGCCAGUCCAGGAAGGUGCGCUACACCCACAGGGUGGACUACAUCAUGCAGCUCCCUGUGGCCAUGGAGGCAGCCACCAACAAAGAUGAAUUAAUCGCCUAUGAACUGAAGAGGCGAGAAGCAGAAGCUGCAAGGAGACCUCUGCCAGAGCUGGUCCGUGCCAAGAUCCCAUUUAGUGCUUGUCUGCAGGCCUUUUCUGAACCAAGCAAUGUAGAGGAUUUCUGGAGCAGUGCCCUUCAAGCAAAAUCUGCAGGAGUUAAGACUUCCCGUUUUGCUUCCUUUCCUGAGUACUUAGUGGUGCAGAUAAAGAAAUUCACCUUUGGCCUUGACUGGAUACCCAAAAAGCUUGAUGUUUCUAUAGACAUGCCAGAUUUCCUGGAUAUCACUCACCUUCGGGCCAGGGGGCUCCAGCCAGGAGAAGAGGAACUCCCAGACAUUGCUCCUCCCAUUGUCAUUCCUGAUGACCCAAAAGAUCACAUGACAAACCAUUUCGUGGAGUCCCUAGAUAUUGAUGAGUCUUCAGUUAUGCAGCUGGCAGAGAUGGGCUUUCCUUUGGAGGCAUGUCGGAAGGCCGUGUACUAUACAGGCAACCUGGGUGCUGAAGUUGCUUUCAACUGGAUCAUUGCACACAUGGAAGAACCAGACUUUGCUGAGCCAUUGGUCAUACCUGCAUUUGGAGAAGUUGCUUCCAGUGGGGCAGCUGCUUUAGGAGCUGUAGGGUUAGAUAACCAGCCUCCUGAAGAGAUGGUUGCAAUCAUCAUUUCCAUGGGAUUCCAAAGGAAUGUGGCAGUUCAGGCGCUGAAGGCAACAAACAACAACUUGGAGCGUGCACUGGAGUGGAUCUUCAGCCACCCUGACCCUGAAGAAGAAAGUGACCCUGCUUUGGACACGAUGGAUAUGGAGAACAAUGCUAAUGCCAAUAUCCUUGCAGACACAGGGUCAGAGGGACCCAGGAUCAAAGAUGGCCCUGGAAGGUAUGAGCUGUUUGGGUUCAUCAGCCACAUGGGAACAUCCACAAUGAGUGGCCACUACGUUUGUCACCUCAGAAAGGAAGGAAGAUGGGUGAUCUACAACGACCUUAGGGUCUGUGCCUCAGAACGACCUCCCAAAGACCUGGGCUACAUUUAUUUUUACCACAGGAUACCAAGUUAGGCCUCAAAUCUAUCACCUGGCCUUAAGAAGCCAUAAGCCUUUUUAACCUGCCCAAAAAAAGCCUACAAUAAAAAUCUAAAACCAACAAAAGACCCCUUAACCCUUGGACUGCCAAAAAGCAAAGGAAACCAUGGGAUGUUUAUAGUGUAUUUAAAAACAAUCAUUUGAUGCCGCCUUAAGUGUUAGAUGGAAGAUUUCUAUUAGGUGCUGUAUAGGACAUUGUUUUAAAUUUAUACACCUUACAGGCCAUGUGGAUUUCUGGUGGAGUU
This is a messenger RNA of Agelaius phoeniceus (red-winged blackbird), 2855 nucleotides long. It is a transcript of the gene USP13, whose product is annotated as ubiquitin specific peptidase 13. Gene Ontology annotation, molecular function: cysteine-type deubiquitinase activity; zinc ion binding; protein binding. The record is from RefSeq and is a predicted model, not a curated record. Gene Ontology annotation, biological process: protein deubiquitination. NCBI's taxonomy places the organism in Eukaryota, Metazoa, Chordata, Aves, Passeriformes, Icteridae.